AUGCGUUCAACAUAUUUACUCCUCUUCCUCCCCUUGACGCUCUCGUCAGCACUGCUUCCUCGAAAGGGAGAUGAUGAUGGUCCCUCUUCAGAACCACAAGUCACUAUCUAUCCUUACAACUCACCCCUGUAUCAACAAGGCGUCACCGUCACCGGUGUUCAUGACGAUACUAACAAGGUUGACAAGUUUUAUGGAAUUCCAUAUGCCGAACCACCUGUUGGUUUCCUUCGAUGGCGUCGACCCAUUCCGUUCAACUACACUGGGGACAUCGACGCUCGUCACCCCGCUCCAUCAUGUUUACAAGCUCCCGUCAGCGCCAAUGUUGGUCCAGCAGGUACAUCCGAAGAUUGUCUUUUCCUCAAUGUUUACGCCCCAGCUGGAUGUUGGGAAAGUGAAGACCCACUUCCUGUCAUUGUUUACUUCCAUCCUGGUGCUUGGCAAUGGGGUAGUGGGACCGUGCAUGAUGGCACGAACAUGGUGUCUUACUCACAAGAGCUUAACAAACCUGUCAUCUUCGUCACGUUAAAUUACCGUCUUGGUGUCUUUGGCUGGCCCAAUGGACCCGCUUUUGAUCAUGCCCGAGCUGGUAAUCUUGGUAUGAGAGACGCUAUUCGAGCACUCGAAUGGGUCCAAGAAAAUAUCUGGGCUUUCGGUGGUGAUCGUCACAGAGUCACUCUACAUGGCCAUUCUGCAGGUUCAGUCUUGAUUUCUCACCUCUACUUUGAUACCGAACAGAGUCUCUUCAAUUCAGCUAUUAUGAGCUCUGGUGCCCCUUCUACCGCACCUUUGGGUCUUACCGAUAAGACUUGGCUUGAACCUUACGAACAAUUGCUCAACAUCACAAACUGCUCCUCUCCCAGUGGUGCCGAGAUCAACUGUCUUCGAAACGUUCCUGCUCAAGAAGUCCUUCAAGCUCAGCUCACCAUUGUAUCUAGCUCUAACUACACCAGCUCCUUCAUCUAUGGUCCUAGUGUUGAUUCCGACCUGAUCCCCGAUCAGCCUUGGAAACUUCUUGAAAAGGGCAUCAUUGCUCCUAUUCCUUUCAUCACUGGUCAAACUAAGGACGAAGGUACGGGCGCGACUCCCCUUAACAUCACCGAAGCCACUUUCUUCGACUAUUUCAACAGACUUGAACCCGUACCCCUGCCCGCUAAUUUCACGAAAAAUAUCACCCAAUGGUAUCCUGCAGUACCUGCCAGGGGAGCGCCGUUCAACACUGGUAACGCCACUUUUGGACUUGAUCCUGCCUACAAACAAUAUGCUGCAUUAUUCACCGACGUCUUGCACACCGCGCCACGACGACACUUGCUUCGUCAAGCGAAUGAGUAUUUCUACAACAGAACCUGGACGUACACUUUCGAUCACGUAAGGGGUAACGCUUCCACCGACAGAUUAGGCGCCGUUCAUCUUUCUGAUCUCCCAUACGUUUUCGGAAUUAACACUAAUUGGACUCAGCCUGAACAAGAGCUGUCACAUUUGAUUCAAGGCUACUGGCUCAACUUUACAUACUACGGUAACCCUAACGGAGUCAAUGCAUCCAACCCUUUCAUCUAUCCUGACCCAUACUACCACAAUACAACUACCCCAACUCCACCGGACGCAUCUGUCAAUUCAACCUACUGGACGGAGCACGACCUUCUUAGAGGGAGAAAAGAUAUUCUCAGAUUCGUCGCCGGUAAUCCCACUCUUAUCCAAGACAACUUCAGAGAAGGUUCCAUCAACUUCUUGAACGGUCAUCCUGUUGAGUUGGGAUACUAA
This is a messenger RNA of Kwoniella shivajii, 1758 nucleotides long. RefSeq lists its product as uncharacterized. Lineage: Eukaryota; Fungi; Basidiomycota; Tremellomycetes; Tremellales; Cryptococcaceae. The record is from RefSeq and is a predicted model, not a curated record. The transcript has 14 exons. The coding region runs from base 1 to 1758 and encodes 585 amino acids.